UUCCGCUCAGCUGUUUUUGUUUAGUAAUUACUUCAUUGUUUUCAUAGUGCAAUAGCAGAACAAUCGACAGUUUUACCAAAUAAAUAAACAAACAAAUGUUGGCUGGUUUGAAAAAAGUGUGCGCUAUGAAAAUAGUUUGUUGAAUAAUCAACCUUACCCAACCUAAGCGACCAAAGGACGAACUGCGCCACCAACGGUGCAAGGUGCAAGCUAUGAAUUGCGCCAUCAACCGUAGUCGUAUGCUUCUUCGUAACGCAUAUUUAGGAAAUGUGGCUCGCCCUUGUUCGUCCAGUUCCAAAGGAAAUGAACCAAAAGGAUGUAGUACACCCGAGCUUCCACCAGAGCCCACAACGUGUUGCAUGUCCGGUUGCCAGAACUGUGUGUGGAUUCAGUAUGCCGCUGAGCUGACAAAAAUACUGAACGAUGGGGGCGAAAAAGCACGCGAACUCGUGUUGGAGAAGAUAAGUGAUCCUAGUCUGAAAAUGUUUCUCAGAAUGGAACUACAAAAUAUAGAAACCAAAAAUGAUCCGGACGAUCCAACGUAACGGCGGAGCUAACAAUAGCUGUUGAAAGGCCCAUCGUUUGCUCAAUGAAAUAUUCUUGCACUCAGCCCAGUUAUUUUGUAGUAUUUUAAUGUAUGAACCAAAUAAACGAGAGGACGAUUUAUA
This is a messenger RNA of Anopheles coustani, 668 nucleotides long. RefSeq names its product oxidoreductase-like domain-containing protein 1. The record is from RefSeq and is a predicted model, not a curated record. Gene Ontology annotation, cellular component: mitochondrion. Bases 213 to 545 code for a protein of 110 amino acids. The transcript has 2 exons. NCBI's taxonomy places the organism in Eukaryota, Metazoa, Arthropoda, Insecta, Diptera, Culicidae.